GGUUGGCGGAUUCAGGGCACACACUGCGCAUAGUGAUCCUGGUGCCUGGUCAUACAUCUGAAAUCCGAUUGCCUGAUGCCUUACUAGGCCUAAUAUUUGAUAAACAACAUGGCGGCAUUUAUUGUCCGGUGCCCAUGACUGCAACAAGUCGUGUGCCGUUCUAACUAUAGAUCGUUGCGUUGUUCGACGUUUUGAGUUUGAAAAAAAAAAAUACAUUAUUGUGUGCUAUUUAAACUGAAUUUGAUUUGUGAGCUAUACAAAACAUUGGAGAAUGCCUAAACGAGGAAAAGAACCGAGACCAUCCAGUCGUCAUUCUGGUGGUCGUUUUUCACCAACAUCACAACCACUACGACAAUCUAGAAAUGAUUAUCAAAUUGCAGGAUCUUCACGUUCAACGUGUGAUUCUACUUCUGGAAGAAGAUCACCUCAUACCAAAGAUAAUAACAAAAAAUCUAAUGGAAACGUACAUCCUGGAAAUUCUUCUAACAGAAUACUUGUGAAUUUAGUUAAUAGUCCAAUCAUAUUAACUGAUGAUGAUGAUGAUGAUGACAAUGUAUAUAAGAAUUUAGAUACUUCUGUGAAUUUAUUUCGAGAAAAUGGAAAUAAAUUGAAACCUGAAUCAGGCGAAGGUGCAAGCCUUGUGAAACAUUUCGUACCUUCUGCUGAUAGGUACCACAUGUCACAGAGUGCUCCUGAAAAACCAGUGUUUAGAGGACCAGAAACUGAUGUAUUGCAUGAUCUUGGAAAUGACAAAUUAAAAAUCAUUCGAGUCCAAAUGAUACGAGCUGACAUUCAGCAAAACGAUUCAUUUCGUAAAGCUUAUGUAGUUGAAGAUUCAGUAGCUGGAAGUAGAUCAAAAGAUAAAAACCAUCAAAAUUUUGAAGAACGACAAGUUCAUUUUAAUCAAAAUAAUCAACAGAUAAUUUAUGAUAACGAUAAAAAUUAUGGAAUGCCUAUGAGUCCAACCAGGUUAAUGUCUCGCGAUCAAAGUUUAUCCCCACGUGUUAAUAUGGUUCGUCCACCCUCUCCUCCUUUACCUUAUUCUCCUGAACGUGACCAUUUCAAUUCUGACAACAAUAUGUUACGCAGAGAUAGACCAAAACGCUCCCCAGAAAGAAAUGUCCAUGAUCGUCCACCAAGGCCAGAACAUUUUUUGGAACAACUUAAGAUGGAAAACUUUUCUUCUGGUCCUCCUCCAGAACCUAGAUCACCAGAAAUGCGUUUUAGACCAGGUGAUCAUAAUAGACAUCGAUCAAAGGAUGACCCGAUUCAUUAUGAAGAACGUCCCAGACAUAGUGGAUCUCCUAUAUAUUUUGAGAAUCAUUACCAGUACAACAGAAGUAUGUCACCUAAUAACCGACCAUUUUCUCCUAAUCAUGAACAACAAUUGCCAAUUACUCCACCGUCAUUACGUGAGCUUUCUUCACCUUUGAGAGAUCGUCCACCACACCCUAAUGAGCGUCCUCGAAGAAGACGCACACCACCGCCUAGACGGGAUCGUUCAAGAGAAAGACGACGUCGCAUUUCACCUAGAAGAAGAACACCACCACCAGUUCGUUCACCUAUAAAGCGUAGAGAGAUUGGUAAAAAACGAGGACCUAAUAAAAGUCAGGAAGCACGAAAACGAGAAGCCAAAGAAAGAAAAAGACGAUCUCAAUCCAAGCCAAAAUCUGCUACACAACAAGAACAUCAGCAACAACAAAAUCCAUUCCAGCAACCUCAACCACAACCUAUGUAUCCGCCACCACCUCCUCCUGGAGUUGUUCGAAUGCCACCGAGACCUUUCCCUCCAGGACCCAUGAUGAUUCCAUUGCGACCACCUCCCUUCCCACCACCAAUGGGAGCAUGGAGGCCACCACGUCCACCAAUGCAAGCGCCUCCUUCUGGUUGGCCAUAUCCACGCCCAAGGCCAUACUACUUCCCCUACUAAAAGGAGUGGCUACGAAUAUUUAGAUUUUAAUAUUUUUUAAGUGUGUGUAUUUCAAAAAAAAAAUGAGUUCAAUGAUAAAAACAAUUCCCAAAUAAUUAAUAUUUUAUCAAUACUUGAAAAUCAUACUAUUGAUAUGAAAUUAUUUAUAAUUAUAAUAACUAUGUUUUUAUCUUACAUACUCAAUAUUUAUUAAAACUUUAAUUAUUAUACUUAUUAUUGUGAUCUUGAAAAAAAAAAAUCAAAUUAAAUAUUUCAGUCAAAAAAGCUGAAAAUUAGAUUUACAGUUAUUUUUCAAUUGUAUUUCUAUUGAUAUUUCUUAAUUUUAGCUUAAAUGUAUGUGUUAUUUAAUAAUUUCACAAAAAUAGUGUGACGUGAUUAAAUUAUAUUAAUGUAUAAUUUAAGUAUUUAUCACUAAUUUUGUGACAUAAAAUUAAAUUGACAGUAUAUGUGUUAUAUGUGUGUGACAUUAUUAUAUAGAACAUUGAUAGACAAAAAAAUUACCAAGUUUAGUUAUUUUAAAAUUUUACAAAAUCUAAUGUGUAUAAAUUUCUAUAAUAAAUUUAUUAUGUUUUCAAAAAUGUUAGCAUGACAUCCAAUUAUUAUACUUGUAAGUUAGAUAAAUAAGUUGAUAAACAAUAUUAAACUAUUAAUAAUAUUAAAUUCACACAUGUAAAUCAAUUUCUUUUUUCAAUAGAAUCUUACAAAAUGAAAACAUUUCCCUAGAAAUGAAUUUCAAUUAUUUAAGUAUAAAGAUAUAAAUCUUUUCAAAUUUAAUAAAAUUUAUUUAAAAAAAUAAAUAUUUAUUACAUUAAAUUUGAAUAUUGUCGUACCUAACCAUUUAUUUAGUAGUAUUAUUUAGUAAACUAGUAAACAUAAUUGUCUUGUAUUAUUAUAAUAUUAUAUAAACAGGAUUAUUCAAUUAAACGUUACAAUAAUUGGCAUUAUAUAUUUUAGUAGAUUAAGAAAUUUUCAAUGAAGUUUUCUUCAUUUGUUUAGUAUUGAGUGAUCCUAUUUAUAUUCUGACAAAUAACUAUGCUGUUUUAAUUGUUAAUACAAUUUAUUCUGCAUGACUUAAAUUUAUUUUACUUGUAAGUUAAAUAGAUCAUUUCAUUAUUAAUAAAUGUUAACUUGUAUGAAA
Rhopalosiphum padi (bird cherry-oat aphid) is the source of this 3068-nucleotide messenger RNA. RefSeq names its product serine/arginine repetitive matrix protein 1-like. NCBI's taxonomy places the organism in Eukaryota, Metazoa, Arthropoda, Insecta, Hemiptera, Aphididae. Bases 272 to 1930 code for a protein of 552 amino acids. The record is from RefSeq and is a predicted model, not a curated record. The transcript has 11 exons.